CACACUCCAGAGACCCCCCCGGGCACCCCCCACAUCCCUGGGCCCCCCAGGGACCCCACUGUGCUGCAAAUGCCCCCCCCCCCAUGUGCCAAUGUGGGACAUGACCUCCCCCUCCGUCGCCACCAGGGAAAGGGGGGGCAGGGAAUGGGGGGGGCCCAGGCAUCCAGGCCCCUCGGCACUGACCCCCAUCUACUCUUCCAGACACGCCGAAGACCUGAUCGUCACCCCCUUCGCCCAGGUGCUGGCGAGUCUCCGCAGCGUCCGCAGCAACUUCUCCAUCCUCGCAAAUGUCCCGACCCCCCCGGGCAGCAGGCGGUCGCCCCUGGGGUCCCAGCCCCCCGUCUGCAAGGCCUCGCUCUCAGAGGAGACCUACCAGCAGCUGGCCCGGGAGACGCUGGAGGAGCUCGACUGGUGCCUCGACCAGCUGGAGACCAUCCAGACCCACCGCUCCGUCAGCGAGAUGGCCUCCAACAAGUUCAAGAGGAUGCUGAACCGGGAGCUGACCCACCUCUCCGAGAUGAGCCGCUCCGGGAACCAGGUCUCCGAGUACAUCUCCAGCACCUUCCUGGACAAGCAGCACGAGGUGGAGAUCCCGUCGCCCGGCCUCAAGGACCGCGACAAGAAGCAGCGGCAGCAGCAGCAGCCCAUGAGCCGCAUCAGCGGCGUGAAGAAGCCGGCGCCCGGCCCCGGCCUCGGCGGCUCCGGCGUCCCGCGCUUCGGCGUCCGGACCGACCAGGAGGAGCUGCUGGGCAAGGAGCUCGACAGCCUCAACAAGUGGGGCCUCAACAUCUUCCGCGUCUCCGAGUACUCCAACCACCGCUCGCUCAGCUGCAUCAUGUACACGAUAUUCCAGGAGCGGGAGCUGGUGAAAACCUUCAAGAUCCCGGUGGACACGCUGCUGACCUACACGCUCACGCUGGAGGACCACUACCACGCCGACGUGGCCUACCACAACAGCCUGCACGCCGCCGACGUCAUGCAGUCCACCCACGUCCUGCUGUCCACGCCGGCCCUCGACGCCGUCUUCACCGACCUGGAGAUCCUGGCGGCCCUCUUCGCCGCGGCCAUCCACGACGUGGACCACCCCGGCGUCUCCAACCAGUUCCUCAUCAACACCAACUCGGAGCUGGCCCUGAUGUACAACGACGAGUCGGUGCUGGAGAACCACCACUUGGCCGUGGGCUUCAAGCUGCUGCAGGAGGAGAACUGCGACAUCUUCCAGAACCUCAGCAAGCGCCAGCGCCAGACCCUCCGCAAGAUGGUCAUCGACAUGGUCCUGGCCACGGACAUGUCCAAGCACAUGAGCCUCUUGGCCGACCUCAAGACGAUGGUGGAGACCAAGAAGGUGACGAGCUCCGGGGUGCUGCUGCUGGACAACUACACGGACCGGAUCCAGGUGCUGCGUAACAUGGUGCACUGCGCCGACCUGAGCAACCCCACGAAGCCGCUGGAGCUCUACCGGCAGUGGACGGACCGCAUCAUGGAGGAGUUCUUCCGGCAGGGCGACAAGGAGCGGGAGCGGGGCAUGGAGAUCAGCCCCAUGUGCGACAAGCACACCGCCUCCGUGGAGAAGUCCCAGGUGGGCUUCAUCGACUACAUCGUGCACCCGCUGUGGGAGACCUGGGCCGACCUGGUGCACCCGGACGCCCAGGAGAUCCUGGACGCGCUGGAGGACAACCGGGACUGGUACCACAGCAUGAUGCCCCCCAGCCCCUCGCCGCCCCCCGACGCCGAGCCCCCCGCCCGGCCCGGCCCCCACGCCUUCCGCUUCGAGCUGACGCUGGAGGAGGAGGAGGAGGCGGGGGGCCGCCCGCCCCCCCCCGCCGCGGACCCCCCCGACGACGACGAGGACGACGAGGAGGAGGAGGAGGAUGAAGAGCACCAGGGACUCGCAGGGGACGCAGGGCCCGGGCAGUGGUGACCUCGACCCCCGCCGGGGUUUGGGGGCUGGGGUGGGGGGGCACGGAGGACUGACCCCCCCACACACUACACGCCCCCCACCUCCCCCCAGCAGAACUCAGAUUUAUUUUAUUUUAAUUUUAUUGGGUUUUAUUUGGAGGGGGCGGGCAGGGGGAUUUUUAUUGUAUUUUUUAAAAAACUUCAAAAGACAAAAAAAGAGGAUGCCCCCCCCCCAUAGUGCACUCCCCCCCCCCCCAGCCCAGGAAACAAGCAAAUAUAUAUAAAGACAAAAAACAGCAGCACGGACAGGGCACCCAGCCCGGGGGGGGGCACUGGGGGGGGCUGCAGCCCCCCAGCCCCCUCCCUCACCCAAAGCCAUUUCUCCGAGCGAGGACGGGGCAGCGGGGGGGGGCACAGCCCCGGGGAGGGGGCAGUUUGGGGGCUGUUCUGAGGUACGAAGCCCCCCCCCAGGGGUGGUUGGGGGGGGGGUCUGCACUGCCCAGCUGCGGGGUCAGUGCUGGGGGGGGGGGCAGGACACUGGAGCCCCCCCUAAGUCUUCCGCUUGCCCCCCACACACACUUUGGUGAUGAUUUGGGGGGGCAGCCCUGUGCCCCCCGCAGUGGGGCUGGGGGGGCAUCCCCCUGGGCACCCCCAAAGGCACAUCUUUGUGUGUGGGGGGGGGUCCCACCGUCCCCAAUAGAGGUGAAGCAAUAACACGGUUCCCCCCCCCCCGGCCUUCUCGGAGGGUUUUGGGAGGGGGGGACACCAGGGCGGGGGUGUCAGAGCCCCGGGAAGGGGUCAGAGCCUGAGCGGGGGGGGGGGAUCCCGCUGCCUCUGAACCCAGUACUG
Molecule: messenger RNA, 2748 nt
Organism: Rhea pennata
Lineage: Eukaryota; Metazoa; Chordata; Aves; Rheiformes; Rheidae
Gene: PDE4A
Product: phosphodiesterase 4A
Exons: 13
Coding region: 92-1921 (609 amino acids)
Biological process (GO): signal transduction
Cellular component (GO): cytosol; nucleus; perinuclear region of cytoplasm
Molecular function (GO): 3',5'-cyclic-AMP phosphodiesterase activity
Source: RefSeq, a predicted model, not a curated record